Messenger RNA from Plodia interpunctella (Indianmeal moth), 4490 nucleotides. It is a transcript of the gene Coq8, whose product is annotated as Coenzyme Q8. NCBI's taxonomy places the organism in Eukaryota, Metazoa, Arthropoda, Insecta, Lepidoptera, Pyralidae. The record is from RefSeq and is a predicted model, not a curated record. Bases 179 to 2119 code for a protein of 646 amino acids. Gene Ontology annotation, biological process: ubiquinone biosynthetic process. The transcript is spliced from 9 exons.
GUUUUGACAUUUGGCUCGAAAGUAAAGUACCUACCUAGGUAUUCAAAAAUUAUUUAAUUUAUAGCGAAAUCAGUGAAUUAUUUUCCUAUUUAUCUAAGUAAUGCUUUCUUAGUGACGAUGUCAACUUAAUAGAGUUUUAAAAUCGUUAAAUCCAGUCGUUAAAUUUAAUAAACCGGCCAUGUCACACAUUAACGACUUAAUAGGUGUAGUGAAGGGGCUGCGAAUGGUGAUAGAAGCGGGAAUAAAACUCCAGCAAGAAAAUGCUAGGAUUAUAUGGAAUAACUCCAAUGUAAAAUCACUAGUUACCACCUGCCCAACUAACACACUCACUGCUUUCAAACCAAGUUCAACGUCUGCUGAUGAUUUCUUUGAACGGGCAAGGGUUGUAGUCCACGGAUUCAGGCAGUAUGCUACUAUGCAUGUACCUAAUGUGGAUCUUAAUUCAGAGCCGAACAUGGAGUCCAACACAAAACAGUCUGUCAUGGAUGCGGAAACAAGGGAUGAAAUAGAAGAGCUGAAUAGAGAGUUCGCUAAGACAUUUGAGAGGUUGAAGCAGUCACAAGAAAAUAAUAGUUCACAACCAGUGCAGUCCAAUGUGGAAUAUAUUGCGCCUUUGGAGAAAAUUAAACCUUCAGUGGAAAUUCUCGAGAAAAUGUCUCAGUCAGCAAGUGAAAGCUAUCCUCAAGUUGUGACAUCUGCGAGUACGUCAGGCAUUGCCAGCGGGGCUGGAGUCUCCAAGCCUGUUGCUAAGAAGAAAGUCAGAGUUUCCCUAAGUGAACACUCGAAGGCGCGUGUGGUGCCAUCAUCGCGCAUCGGGCGGAUGAUCUCGUUCGGGUCGCUGGCGGCAGGGCUCGGCGUGGGCACCGUAGCGCAAUACGCCAGGAACACGUUGCAAUCCGUCUCGGGACGCGUCGACGACUCCACCAACGCCUUCCUAUCGCCCGCCAACGCUGAGAGAAUUGUGGACACGUUGUGCAAAGUCAGAGGAGCGGCCCUGAAACUUGGGCAGCUGCUAAGCAUACAAGACGACACGAUGAUAUCUCCCGAGCUCCAGCGCAUCUUCGAGCGCGUCCGGCAGUCGGCGGACUUUAUGCCGUCGUGGCAGGUGGAGAAGGUGAUGACCUCACAGCUCGGCCUCGACUGGAGGUCCAAAGUGCAGCAUUUCGAGGACAAGCCAUUCGCAGCAGCUUCUAUUGGCCAAGUGCACUUAGCAGUCUUACACAACGGUCAAGAGGUGGCGAUGAAAGUGCAAUAUCCAGGGGUUGCGAAGGGAAUCAAUAGCGACAUCGACAAUCUGAUCGGAGUUAUGAAGGUCUGGAACAUAUUCCCGAAGGGCAUGUUCAUCGACAACAUAGUGGAGGUAGCUAAGAAGGAGUUGGCGUGGGAGGUAGACUACGUGCGCGAGGCGGAGUGCACGCGCAAGUUCAAGCGAUUGCUCUCGCCGUUCCCAGAAUACUUCGUGCCUGAUGUUAUAGACGAGCUCUGCGCAUCAGAAGUGAUAACAACAGAGCUUAUAGACGGUUCGCCAUUGGACAAAUUCUUCGACGCGCCAGAAGAGACGCGAGUGGAUAUCGCGUCGAAAAUCAUGAGGCUGUGUUUGAGGGAAAUGUUCGUGUUGCGUUGCAUGCAGACCGACCCCAACUGGGCCAACUUCUUCUACAACCCGACCACGAGACAGGUGAUCUUAUUGGAUUUCGGCGCUACUCGCGAAUACAGCAAAGAGUUCAUGGACCAAUACAUUGAGAUAAUAAAGGCGGCGUCGGAAGGCGAUCGCAGCGCCAUCCUCCACAAGUCCAGGGAAAUGAAAUUCCUCACGGGAUACGAGUCCAAGAUAAUGGAAGAAACCCACAUAGACACGGUGAUGAUAAUGGGCGAAGUGUUCACCAGCGCAGGUUCUGGGGAAUUCGACUUCGGCACACAAAAGACGACGCGCCGCAUCCAAGCGCUUGUGCCCACCAUUCUAAACCAUAGACUAUGCCCGCCUCCCGAGGAAAUCUACUCUCUGCACAGAAAAUUGUCUGGCGUAUUCUUAUUGUGUUCCAAAAUGAAAAUCAAGAUGAACUGCAGGGAUAUGUUCAAUGAAAUCUAUGCGAGGUAUAAGAUUAAUAGUGUCAGAUAAAGUUCACUUGGGUCUGGAUUUUUUCCGCCACCAGAGCGCGUCGUUUACACAAAAAUAAUUUUUAUUCAUCCUAUCUUCAAGACCGAGAAUUUGAUUUCCCCACCUCAAGAUUGGUGUCAAAGCUCAACGUGGGUAAGUCUUGAAUUUAUGUUACAUUUAUUGGGAUUCUGCUAUUUGUCUUAGUUUUGUGUAUUUAUGAAAAUAAUAUCGAUUUUGUUUCCUAAAAUAGUCAAAAUGGUUUAAGUACCCUCAUAAAAAAAGUUAUUCGCUGAUUUAAUUUACUGUAUCUGGUGUGCUGAAAGAUUUCUUUCGCCCCGGUUGAAAUAAAUAGUAUAAUAAUGAGUUACCUCAAUCUAACAGACAAAUAUAAAUAUGUUUUAGAUUAAUAAAGCACAAAGAUUCCACAUUGUACAGGGUGUUAGGUUACACGGUUUUAUCCUUGAACACAGUUGAGAUGAGUUAUAUUUUCGUUUCUAAAAAAUGUCGCCAUUAAUUAUAAUCCCAAGACAUACGAGCACACCCAUUAAGUACCUUAAGCUAGUUUAGUAUCUUCAACCUGAUUAGUACCUUUAGUAUCCUCUGAAAACGCUCUGCUAUUGGUGUGCGCUGAACCUUGUACUAUGACAAAGUUUUAUGUAUAUUUUGCGAACAAAAUGAAAUUUAUUCAUAAUGACAAUUAUAUUUUCAAGAGAUACAAUUAUUUUACUAAUCAUUAAACAACCCGUUGUCUUUGCUAUUGAGAUGAAUCCAUGUAAAACGAAUUAAAAAUACUACCUAAAUCUUAACUUUAUUUUGUCAAAUACAAAUAUAAAAAAAAUAUAAACUAUUGUCGACAUACAAUUUUACACAUACAGUUUUCAUUUACCUAAGAUAAUUGCCUAUUAUCUUAGUUAAAUUAAAUCUCCCCACCUUACUCCGUGGUUUAAAAUAAAAUUUAUAAAGGUGUCGAAAUAACCAACCACUAUAAUUUCCAAUUAAUCAAUUCCCUUGAUAACGAGAUUUAAUAUUGUUUUAGUCGAUAUUAUUAAAGAGUUUUUUUUUCUGAAUGUCAAAAACAACAAUUUAAAUGGAACAACCUAGUUUUGUACUAAGAAUUCUUCGUUAUAGUCUUGUAACCAUGAGUUCACAUUUACAUGUAACAGUUCCGUAUAAAAUUGUUUUUGAUACUUAGAAGAUAGUGUCUGAAUUGACAUUUUGUAAUAAAGCGUAUUAUAACAAGUUGUGUUUAAUGAACGAAUAAUUAUGGAUAUAAAUUGUUAUUAACUUAUAAUUAAACGCCAAGGGUACUUUGUUAUUAGGUAGGAAUAUUGGAAUACUAAUUAAUUAACUAAAUAAUAACUUAUUAAUUUUAUGAAAUAAAAUCGUGGCGCUAUAAUUUGUUGUCAUUGUCUUUUAACUUUACCUCUCUAUUAUAAUUAAUCUGUAUUAAUGUCAGAUGCCUUUACGCGACUUGUAUAAAAUCUGACAUACUGGUGUUACUAAAAUGAUGCGCCUGCGCAGUAAACGAUUUAUACGUCGUGUAGCUAUUUAUUAAAAUCAUAGAUACUGACUUUUGUGGGGCGUAGUAAUAUAUCGAAAAGGAAAACUUUAGAUUUUUAUUCGAUAAGGCGAUGAGGUGACCCUAAGAAAUAAAACUGAUUGAUUCAAGUAUGUAUUAAGUGUUUAUUAAAUAAUAAUACUUUUGCAUAAUCCCAGAGUUGGCCUAUUCCCUGCCUCCUCACUUCCUCUAUGUAAAGCAACACUUACAGGUAAUAUGUAUGGGUAGGCAUGCAGGUAUCGCAUACAUAGUAUAGUUUAGGUCAACAGUCACUUCUGUGCAGUUUCGAUACAGUGACGAAGUGUACUACAGAGUGCUACAAACCUCUCUAUAACAUCUAUUUGUUUAGUAUGAUUUUUCACCAAAACUAGCACACGGAAUGUUUGUCUACUAUUUAAUUUUACGUGAUUUUAAUGUCGCAUCUAACUUCUAGGUUUGGUGAAAACUCUUACAAAAAAUAUCCUAAUCUUAUAUGGUACACAUAAAUUAACAUUCUAUAAAUAAAUAUAUUUUCAACGAAAAUAUGAACAAAAUAUACUCGAUUUAUGUUUUGAAAUCUUUUUAUAUGUGAUAUUCUGAUUCGUUGCAGUAAUGGAGUUUCGAAUUGAAGUUGUAAUAUGAUAAAUAUGUUCCGAUAACAACCAUAUUUUAAUAUAGCACGCGGCUUCUGCACUAUUGAUAGAGUAUGUUUAAAUGUAAUUACAUAAUUUAUUUCAGUAAUCUUAAUCAACUACUGAGCGGUAGUAUUGCUGGAUUCUUAGUGAAUAUACAACCAAGUAUAUAGUAUAUUAUAUAGUAUAACAUUGUCUAAAUACGAACAAGUUCAUUUCUUAA